Molecule: messenger RNA, 1223 nt
Organism: Ceratosolen solmsi marchali
Lineage: Eukaryota; Metazoa; Arthropoda; Insecta; Hymenoptera; Agaonidae
Gene: Mdh1
Product: malate dehydrogenase 1
Exons: 5
Coding region: 150-1148 (332 amino acids)
Biological process (GO): malate metabolic process
Molecular function (GO): L-malate dehydrogenase (NAD+) activity
Source: RefSeq, a predicted model, not a curated record
CGGUUAUAACAAAUAGAGAGUGAAUGUUACUCCUUCGCCGGUAGUAAUUCGACCAAUCUGCGGCAUUUUAUCUCAUUUUUUUUUUGCAAUUAUAUUGGAUCGUCGUUAAAUUUCACGGUACUAUUAGUAAAAUAAAGGAAAAAUCAAAUAUGGCUGAACCCAUAAAUGUUGUUGUUAGUGGAGCAGCAGGACAAAUUGCCUAUUCCUUACUCUAUCAAUUAGCUGCUGGUACAGUUUUUGGUCAAGAGCAACCCAUCAAUUUGAGAUUACUUGAUAUACCACCGAUGAUGGGUAUCCUUAAAGGAGUCGUUAUGGAACUUGAAGAUCUUGCUCUUCCUCUUCUCAAUGAUAUAUUGCCCACCGCUGAUCCUGAAGCAGCAUUCAAAGAUGCAGCUGCGGUAUUUUUAUUGGGAGCUAUGCCUCGUAAGGAAGGAAUGGAAAGGAAGGACCUUCUUGCGGCUAAUGUCAAGAUUUUUAAAGUUCAAGGAGAAGCACUCGAUAAGUUUGCAAAAAAAGAUGUCAAGAUCGUAGUCGUUGGCAAUCCAGCAAAUACAAAUGCUUUAAUUUGCUCCCAUUAUGCUCCGUCAAUUCCAAAGGAAAAUUUUACAGCUAUGACAAGACUCGAUCAAAAUAGAGCUCAAGCUCUUUUGGCUUCCCACUUGGGAGUCGAGGUGAGUAAUGUAACAAAUGUGGUAAUUUGGGGAAAUCACAGCUCAACUCAAUAUCCAAGCACAGCUUACGCCAAAGUAAAAACAAAUAAUUCAUCCAAGCCAGUUUCCGAAGUUAUAGAUGAUGAGAAUUGGUUAAAUACUGAAUUUGUGGAAAGAAUUCAGAAGCGUGGAGCAGCCGUUAUCGCAGCAAGGACUAUGUCAUCCGCAAUGUCAGCAGCAAAAGCAGCGGGGGAUCACAUGAGAGAUUGGUGGAUUGGCACAAAACCUGGUGAAUUUGUAAGCAUGGGUGUGACAUCGGACGGGAGCUAUGGAAUUCCAAAAGAUAUUAUUUUUUCACUACCAGUGACUAUAAAGAAUAAAAAAUACGAAAUUGUUCAAGGUUUAUUUAUAAGCAGUUUUGCACAAUCAAAGUUAGAUAUAACUGCAAAAGAAUUAGAAGAGGAACGAGCUGAAGCAAAUGCUGUACUUAAACAGUGACUAGAUGACGGCAGUACUCAAUUAUAUUUUAAAAGAAGAACGAUAUCAAAAUUUUAAAGAGCUCUGAAAUUUCUG